AUGAACGGUCAUCGAACAAUUGACUGCCAAAAACUCAAGAACCGAUUUGCGUGGGAGCUUGAAAAAUCAAACGCUAUUUGUUACAGAUGUAACAAAAAAGGCCAUAAGGCAAAUUACUGUGAUACAACCGACUGCAACUAUUGCGGUAAAUACGGUCAUCUCCAGAAAGAUUGUCGAAAAUUGAAAGAGCGAGCAAGAAAGGCCGACAUUGGCCUGUGCUACAAUUGUGGUGAAGCAGGCCACAAACUUUACCAGUGUCCAUAUCGAACUCGUGAACGACAGCAAUCGGAAAGUGACGAAGACAACAAGGAUGGUUACGAAUCAGGAAUAACUUGUUGGUCUUGUGGACGACGAGGUCACAAACGAGCACAAUGCCCAAGAGAGAAUGAAUAA
This is a messenger RNA of Oikopleura dioica, 393 nucleotides long. Lineage: Eukaryota; Metazoa; Chordata; Appendicularia; Copelata; Oikopleuridae. The record is from the annotation of a GenBank genome assembly.